AUGGCACCCAAAAUCAUCCUUGCAGCGUUCUUUGUCAUCUUCUCUUUAAAAUUCUACCCAGCAAAAUCAGAAACUUGGGUUCAAGGUGGUUACUGGUUAUCAGGCAGCCGGUUCCCGAGUUCGGAUAUAAAUUCUGCGCUGUUUACUCACCUUUUUUGUGCUUUUGCUGAUGUUAAUUCCACCUCCUAUGAGCUCCUUUUAUCAGCUUCUGAUGAGAAAGAUUUUUCUAACUUCACGGAUACUGUGAAACAGAAGAAUCCAUCAGUUUCUACACUUCUAUCCAUUGGGGGUGCAAAUGCAAACUACUUAACUUUUUCUACAAUGGUGAGUAAUUCAUCUUUCAGGAAAUCCUUCAUUAAUUCUUCCAUAAAAACAGCCAGGGUUUAUGGCUUCCAGGGUCUGGAUCUCUGUUGGGUUUCCGCAAACUCAAGCUCUGAUAUGUAUAACAUGGGAGUUCUCUUCGAAGAGUGGCGAGCAACUAUCGAACUAGAGGCGGGAAACUCUAGCCAGGCAAAGCUUAUAUUGACUUCAGCUGUUCAAUUUCAGCCAGAUUUACGUUCAGGAAGCUUCCCGGUAAAACAAAUGGAACAGUACUUGGAUUGGGCUAAUGUUAUGGCUUAUAACUUCUACUCCCCUCAGUGGUAUAAAUUUACUGCGGCGCAUGCUGCUUUGUAUGAUCCGACUAGUACGGUUAACACGGAUUCUGGGAUAAGGGCUUGGAUCAGCAGAGGAUUAUCUUCGAAUAAGGUGGUUUUGAGUUUGCCUUUUUACGGAUACGCAUGGACGCUUGCGAACGCUCAGUACAAUGGUAUUGGUGCACCGGCAACAGGGCCAGCCAGCCCAGACGGUGGAGUCAUGAGCUAUAAGAAAAUCAGGGAUUAUGUUCUGAGAAAUGGGGCUAAUGUUAUGUACAACGCAGCUUAUGUGGUGAAUUACUGCACCGUCGGGUCAACUUGGAUUGGUUUUGAUGAUGUUGACGUUGUAAGAAUCAAGGUUGCUUAUGCCAAGGAGAAGAAGCUACUUGGUUACAUUGCGUGGGAGGUCUCCAACGAUGAUAACUGGAUGCUUUAUCAAGCUGCAGCUCAAGAGGGUAAUAACGAUGGAAGAAAUAAGCGGCGGUUAUUAGCAAUUGUGUUGUCUUCAACUGCAGCUGCUAUUCUUCUUCUGGGCUGCUUUUUGAUAUAUUACUUCUGGAUAAGAAAGCUCAAAUCAAAAGCUAAUGAAGGAUCAAAGACGAGAAUAAAUGACCCAUCUGCAGCUGGGGAUUUUAACAGCAAUGCUCCUAAUCUGAUAACUUAUAAUUUUCAUGACAUUGAAGUGGUUACAGACAUAUUCUGUUUUGAAAAUAAGCUUGGGGAAGGAGGAUAUGGUCCUAUUUACAAGGCUUUGCUACCCAAUGGACAGGAAGUAGCAAUGAAGAAACUUUCAAAAACAUCCACACAAGGAUAUGAGGAGUUCAGGAAUGAGGUUAUGCUUACAGCAAAACUCCAACAUGUAAAUCUUAUUCGACUUUUGGGAUUUUGUACUGAUAGAGAAGAGCAAAUGUUGAUCUACGAGUACAUGCCAAACAAAAGCUUGGACUACUACCUCUUUGAUCCUAUUAGACGAUAUACUUUGGAUUGGAGAAAACGUGUACAUAUCAUUGAAGGGAUUACUCAAGGACUUUUAUAUCUGCAAGAAUACUCAAGACUGACUAUCAUUCACCGAGACUUGAAAGCUAGUAAUAUUUUAUUAGAUGAAGAAAUGAAGCCUAAAAUAUCAGAUUUUGGUAUGGCUAGAAUUUUUGCAAAAGAUGAUCUUGAAGCAAACACAGGACGAGUUGUUGGAACAUAUGGGUACGUUCCUCCUGAAUAUGUUAAAAGAGGCAUAUACUCUACCAAAUCCGAUGUGUACAGUUUCGGGGUUCUACUUCUACAAAUCAUAAGUGGAAACAAGGUUUCUUUUUUCUAUGGUCCUGAAGAAAACUUAAGCUUGCUAGAUUAUGCAUAUGUCCUCUGGAAAGAUGGCAAAGGCAUGGAGUUUAUGGAUCCAUCACUAGAUGAUACGAAUUCCUCCUGUAAAUUAAUAAAGUGCUUGCAAAUAGCUUUGCUAUGUGUCCAGGAAAACCCACAUGAUAGACCAUCCAUGUUGGAAGUUUCUUCUAUGCUUAAAAAUGACACCUUCGAGAUAGUGAGCCCAAAGAAGCCGGCUUUCUCGAAACAAGCUGAUGAAGAUAAAGAAACUAUAUUAACAUUCAAUGAUACAACUAUUUCAGAAGUUGUAGGUAGAUGAUUGCAGCAAUUGUGAUGACCAAUGUGUGACAUAUCCUUAGACAGUAGCAGUAGAAGUGCAGCAAGACGCUCCAAUUGCAGUUGCAGAUUCCAGGAACUCUGUCAGGCUAGACUCGUUACCGCAAGCUGAAGCUCUUUUCUACUCCCUGAUUUAAUUACCCUGUUGAGGCUUUAACCAACAUCUGUGAGGACAUGUAAUUUGGUAAAAUCUCAGAUUAGUUAAAAACUCUGGUCCGUUCUGCUAUGAGAGCCAGGAUUCAAGCUGGUAUACUUCUUCAACAAAAAGUUGAAAUGAUUAGUUUGGCCUCGGUAUCUUGUUUUAAACACGGCCUAAUUGAAUCAAAUAACAGUGUAGAUGCAGAA
This is a messenger RNA of Pistacia vera, 2633 nucleotides long. Its product is annotated as cysteine-rich receptor-like protein kinase 10. Gene Ontology annotation, biological process: carbohydrate metabolic process; protein phosphorylation. Lineage: Eukaryota; Viridiplantae; Streptophyta; Magnoliopsida; Sapindales; Anacardiaceae. The coding region runs from base 1 to 2271 and encodes 756 amino acids. The record is from RefSeq and is a predicted model, not a curated record. The transcript is spliced from 7 exons. Gene Ontology annotation, molecular function: chitin binding; protein kinase activity; ATP binding.